AGAGCCACGGGAGGGCGCCACAUAUCAAUCAAUUGCAGCUGUUUGUUUUUUUAAACAUGGGAGCACAUGUUGUAAAUAAUAUGUUUUGAAUUGGUUUUAGUUUUUUUGUUGGUUUUGAUUAUAUUAAAAUGCUGCAUGCAAAGCAGCCCCCGAAUUUAAAAGUGGAAAAUAUGUAUAAGCAUUUUAUUACAGCUGCUAUUGAUUUAACUGCAGGAUCAGCAGGUGGAGCUGCUUGUGUGCUUGUUGGCCAACCUUUAGAUACUGUUAAAGUAAAAAUGCAAACUUUCCCACAUUUAUACCGAAACAGCUUUGUGUGUUUCAAACAGACAUUUGUGAAUGAGCAUAUCAGAGGACUUUAUGCUGGAACUGUGCCUGCUUUAGUAGCUAAUAUUGCUGAAAACUCUGUGUUAUUUUGUGCCUAUGGUGUCUGUCAGAAAGCUGUAAAUUUAGUUGCUAAGAAAGAUGACAUCAUGAAUCUAAAUCCAUUAGAAAAUGCUGCAGCUGGGUGUUUAGGAGCUUUCUUUUCAUCUUUUACUCUCUGUCCUACUGAGCUUAUUAAAUGCCGCCUUCAAGCUAACCGUGAAGUUCAAGCUGCCAAAUCUGUAUCCAAGCAAGUUCUCAUAGGACCGUGGAAGCUUACUAAACAAAUAUUUAAAGAAGAGGGUGCAUUAGGAUUUUUUAGAGGAUUUGGUGCCACAGUAAUACGAGAAAUGCCUGGAUAUUUCUUCUUCUUUGGGAGCUAUGAAUUAGCAAGAGAGCUAUUUACACCAAAAGGAAAAACUAAAGAUGAUAUAGGAUUGUUGAGAACAACAAUAGCAGGAGGAAUAGGAGGUGUGUCAUUUUGGGUUGCAAUAUUUCCAGCAGAUGUUAUAAAAUCGCGCAUGCAAAUAUCUGUUACUUCUGAGUCAAUGAUUGAUGUUACUAAGCAGAUUUUACGAAAAGAAGGUUUCCGAGGCCUGUACAAAGGGCUAGGACCUACAGUUCUGAGGACAUUUCCAGCCAGUGGGGCCUUAUUUGUUGCAUAUGAAUAUACCAAGCAAUUCUUAAAUUAUAUUCUUGAGUUCUAAAAUGUAAUUCAAUUGUGAAAAUUAAAUUUAUUUAAUUUGAAUAGACAACA
This is a messenger RNA of Stegodyphus dumicola, 1117 nucleotides long. RefSeq names its product mitochondrial ornithine transporter 1. The record is from RefSeq and is a predicted model, not a curated record. Lineage: Eukaryota; Metazoa; Arthropoda; Arachnida; Araneae; Eresidae. Gene Ontology annotation, molecular function: L-ornithine transmembrane transporter activity. Gene Ontology annotation, cellular component: mitochondrion. Gene Ontology annotation, biological process: mitochondrial L-ornithine transmembrane transport.